This is a messenger RNA of Durio zibethinus, 2236 nucleotides long. The record is from RefSeq and is a predicted model, not a curated record. NCBI's taxonomy places the organism in Eukaryota, Viridiplantae, Streptophyta, Magnoliopsida, Malvales, Malvaceae.
AUUUGUGUCCAUAUUGGAUGUUUUCUCUUUCAGUUCUAUGUACUGUUGUAACAGAGCUCCGAAUUUUUUGUAGCAUGACUCCUGAUAUAAAUACAGAAAACAUCUGAUCUUACUUACAUUUAACAAAAAACUUCUUGUUCAACAAAGAAAAACCAGAAUCUAUUUCAACUAGAAUUGGUGGGGUGCGCCUGACCCAUGCAGCAGUGCAACGCAUGGGCGACACUUGAAGACCCCAGUAGCAAGCUACCGUGAUGGACCUUCUCCCUCAAAAAACUAAUUUAAUAUCAUGUGGAUCAAUGACCCACGUAUCAGAUAUUAAACUGAUAAGAACAGAUACUACACUUGAUCUUAGCCAAAAGGCCGAGAAAGGUAUGCUUUGCAAUCGCUCUCAACUUCUCUUUCAUAACUUGUCUCGCCCAAACCCUAUUCAACUGUUCAUGAUGUGGGAUAGGGAACUCAGCCAAGUGCAGUAACAUGUAUCUUUCGAUGACCAGUGAAAGCUGAUUGCUAGUUACCUGAAUAUCAGAGCAAAAUCUGGCAACAAAAACACUCUAACAAUUACCAUUUCCUUGGAAGAUUAUUUAUUAAUAAUUUGCGUAUUUGAAAUGGUAUUUGACAUCUGCUUUGAGAAGGCACGGUUCAUAUAAUCUAUAGGUAUAACUUCAAUGUCUUGUUUUAUGCUGCGUUUAGCUGCAAAAUCAGUCAUCUAUUGAGUCUCCUUCAUCCUUUCAAUCAUGCUUAUCUUCGUUCCUGCCGUAAAGGGUAUAACUUGUUAAUUUCUCAGUCUUAAUACCAAAUUAUGUCCAAUACUGAAAAUAUACAGUCAACUUAACGCAUCUCUGCUUCGCAGAUGAUUUACUAAUAUUUGCAAAGGGUAAGUUGGAUUCUGUUAUUGGUGUGAAGGAGGUGCUGAAGGUGUUUUAACACCUUUUCUGGCCUGCAACUUAACUGUGAGAAAAGUGAGUUAUAUUCAACAGGAAUUAAUAGAUGGGAGCUCAGUCCAAUAUAGCAGGUUUCUGGUUUUAAAAUUGGAUUGCUUUCUGUUAGAUACUUGGGGGUACCUUUGGUUACCAGGAGGCUCACCGGAAAAGAUUGUGCGCCACUAAUGGACAAGAUCACAACCAGGAUUAAAAGUUGGGCAGCUAGGCAUUUGUCUUAUGGUGGAAGGUUGCAGCUAAUGCAGUCCGUGCUGUUUGGUAUGCAAAACUAUUGGUCUAGGCGAUUCAUUAUGCCAAAGCAUGUGCUUAAGAAGAGAAAUCAACUAUGCUCCAGUUUCUUCUGGAAAAGGAGAGAAGGGUCCGCAAGGGGAGCUAGAGUGAGCCGUUGUGCAAUUUGUUUCUCUAAAUCUGAGGGAGGACUUGGUCUCAAAGAUAUAGUAUCUUGGAACCAGGCUUGUCUCAUGAAGAAUAUGCAGGACAUUUUUAUUAAAGCUGGUCCAAUAUGGAUAGCAUGGCUAGAAGCUUACGUUUUGAAGGAGAGGAGCAUCUUGCAGGUUCCAGAACAACAAAACAGUAGCUGGAACUGGAGGAAGCUACUUCAGCUUAGAUAGAUUGCACGGCAUUUUAUAAACAUAGAGAAUGGAGUUGAGAUCUAGCUUUUUCUAAGCAACACCUACUCAGCUGCUAUAGUAUGAAAUACGAUUAGGCCGAAACAAGAGAAGGUUGAAUGGCAUAAACUCAUAUGGUUUCAAUACCAUAUUCCAAAGCACUCUAUAAUAUCUUGGAUGGCUAUAUUAUAUAGACUUUCAACGAAGGACAGGUUGAAAACGUGGGGAAUUGAGGUGUAUGACAAAUGUUGCCUGUGCCAGAGAGAGGACGAAACCAGGGAACAUUUGUUCUUUGGAUGUGAUUAUUCAAAAUAGAUUUGGCAAAAGAUAUUACGGAAGUGCAGGAUCUUUCGGGGGUGGAGAACUGGUCCGAAGAGUUGAGAUGGGCAGUGAGCAAAUUGAGGGGAAAGCCUCCAUCAUAUUGCGAUUAGCCUGGAAUUCCAGACAUCAGAUAUGGAAAGAGAGCAACAGCAGGAUGUUACAGGUCCUUGAACACAUAAAAGAUGCUGUGAGGCUUCGAUUACAGGGACUAAGUGAGAUACACAUAAAAGAUGUUGUGAGACUUCGAUUAUAGGGACCAAGUCAGAUUGCUGCGAAUACAGUAAAUAAGAUGAUGUGUGAUACGUGGAAUCUUAAUGUUGCUAUGAUAGAAUAGGUUGCAAUUAGAGAUGCGUAUAUCGAUGGUUUGUA